GCAUAUAGUGGAGAGGCUCUCCGAACCUUAUCACAACUGUGGUGUGGUGCAAGUAUGUGAAGACAAAAGCUCUAUGCGAUGUCUCUCAGAAGCAGCGGUUUGUUUUGGUUUCAAAUAAAGUGCUCCGAUUCCAAGCAAGGUGGUCGUGGUUUUGGAGAAAACUCUAACAGGAUUAAGACCAACAAAUCUGACAUAGGUUUCGUGUCGCAGCAAAGUGUCAAGGGACCAGCACCUAAACAGUCUCGCUCUCUGUCUUCUCAGGCACCCCGUUUAAGUUCACAACUUGACGGCAAAUCUAGGAACGAUUUUUUGGAUGUUGACUUUGAGGAACGCCUAAAAACAGUUAGAAGGUCAGCACUUGAGCAGAAGAAGACAGAGGAGCAAAAGGAAUUUGGAGCAAUUGACUAUGAUGCACCAGUUUCUUCGGACGAAAAGACAAUUGGCCUUCCCACUAAGAUUGGAGUGGGGGUAGCUGUUGUACUCUUCGGUCUGGUUUUUGCUUUUGGAGAUUUUCUUCCAUCGGGAAGUGUUAGUCCUGCUGAUGACAGUGCUGUGGUCAGUAGUAAGUUGUCCGAGGAGGAGAAAGCUACUCUCCAGAGUAGGCUCAAGGAAUUUGAAGCAACAUUAAGUAUUUCCCCGAGAGAUCCAACUGCUCUUGAAGGAGCUGCAGUAACUUUGGCUGAACUAGGGGAAUAUGCAAAAGCUGCUUCUCUACUUGAUGAUUUGACGAAGGUAAAACCAAAUGAUCCUGAUGUUUUUCGUUUGCUUGGAGAAGUUAAGUACGGACUCAAAGAUUAUGAAGGGAGUGUUGUUGCAUAUAAAAGUUCAGCAAAGGUGUCCAAAGAUAUCCAACUUGAAGUUCUCCGUGGCCUUACCAAUUCAUUACUUGCUGCCAAAAAGCCAGAGGAGGCUGUUCAAUUACUUUUGACUUAUCGUAAGGAUUUGAGUUCCGAAAACUUGAGCAAAAAUUCUAAUAGCAACCCAUCAGACUCACAGAAGCUGGAUCCUGUCCAAGUUGAAUUACUUCUAGGGAAAGCCUACUCAGAUUGGGGCCAUGUCAGUGAUGCUGUAGCUGUUUAUGAUCAACUCAUAUCUACUUACCCUAAUGAUUUUCGUGGAUACUUAGCUAAGGGAAUCAUCCUAAAAGAAAACAAAAAUAUUGGUGAUGCUGAGAGAAUGUUCAUACAAGCUAGGUUCUUUGCACCAGAAAAAGCCAAAGCACUUGUGGACCGUUAUUCAAGAUAAAAAAUUUUAUGGACGUUAAUGAUGAAGGUAGUAUGAAGCAAAGGAUGAAAUAUGUAAAUAUACUGCAGAAUCACAAGGAAAAUUUUCAAUGAUAUCUGUAGUGUGUUGAAACUCA
Vigna unguiculata (cowpea) is the source of this 1360-nucleotide messenger RNA. Its product is annotated as Tetratricopeptide repeat (TPR)-like superfamily protein. NCBI's taxonomy places the organism in Eukaryota, Viridiplantae, Streptophyta, Magnoliopsida, Fabales, Fabaceae. Gene Ontology annotation, molecular function: protein binding. Gene Ontology annotation, cellular component: chloroplast thylakoid membrane. The record is from RefSeq and is a predicted model, not a curated record.